AUGAUCAGAGGUGUCGGCUUAGAGAUUAGAAGAGAAAUUCAAGAGCAACAGAUGGAGAGAUUGAGGGAAUGCGCCGUGUACUAUGUGAGUCGCUUGUUGGGAGAAGCUGAAGCACGCUAUCCUAAGACUGAGAGGAUCUGCCUUGCGCUUAUCUACGCGGUACAAAGAUUGCGUCACUACUUCCUGGCUCACAAGCUCCAUCUCAUGGUGAAGACUGAUCCAGUAAGGUACCUGCUCACAAAACCAAUCUUAUCUGGCCGGUUGGCUAGGUGGUUGCUGCAACUGGCAGAGUUCGAUAUUGAGUGCGUAACACCCCGGGCCAUUAAGGGGCAAGCAGUAGUCAACAUGCUUGCUUUAUUCCAUGGAAGUGAGGAAAUUUCACUCAUACGAGACAUUCCUCGGGUAUUACCAGAAAUGGUAGGAAUGCUCACUGAUGAAGAAACAGGGGGCCAUCAAUCUUGGACUCUCUUCUUUGAUGGGUCGGCCACGAGUAAUGGAGGUGGAGCUGGAGUCGUGUUAAUAGACCCUGCAGGCAACAUUAAAGCUUUGUCAUUCAAGUUGAGUUUUCCAUGCACUAAUAAUAUAGCUGAAUAUGAAGCUUUUAUUAUUGGCAUGUCUACCGCAGUAGAAAUGGGUGUGAGGAAUAUCAAUAUCAUUGGAGAUUCAAACCUUGUUAUUAGCCAAAUGAGAGGCAAUUUCGCAGUAAAAGAAGCAGCUCUGGCACCAUACAGGACCUUAGCCCAGAAAUUGAUCAGAGUGUUUGAUCAAGCAACUCUGGAACACAUACCCGGAUCUACUAAUAGGUAUGCGGAUGCCUUGGCUACUAUCGGGUCCAAGCUGUCAUUCACAAUGGAGCAACCAAAUGUCAUGGUUACCCAUAAAAGCAAACCAUCCACAUAA
Messenger RNA from Rosa rugosa (rugosa rose), 900 nucleotides. RefSeq lists its product as uncharacterized. Gene Ontology annotation, molecular function: nucleic acid binding; RNA-DNA hybrid ribonuclease activity. The record is from RefSeq and is a predicted model, not a curated record. The coding region runs from base 1 to 900 and encodes 299 amino acids. Lineage: Eukaryota; Viridiplantae; Streptophyta; Magnoliopsida; Rosales; Rosaceae. The transcript is spliced from 2 exons.